Molecule: messenger RNA, 2211 nt
Organism: Darwinula stevensoni
Lineage: Eukaryota; Metazoa; Arthropoda; Ostracoda; Podocopida; Darwinulidae
Source: the annotation of a GenBank genome assembly
ACUGUUCCCCGAUCGACGUUGCGUGAGUCGCACCUCGUCAUUUUCGCGGCGAUUAACGGCGGAAUUCGGAUGAUUAGCUGUUUUCUCCAUCCUCGGCCGCGAUACGCUUCAUUCGGGAAUAAGGAAGGUGCAGGGAGAAACUAGAGGGAAGCAAUAUCUAAUCUGUCCAGUUUGCAGAAGCGAGGAAAUUUCUCACCGCGUUUCAGUGUGGGAAGUGCGGUUUGUUGGAUGUAAUUUAUGUGAUUUAUGUGAUUUAUCGCGUUUGGGAGUCCGGAUUUUGCCAUUUCCGUUGCCGUUCGUCCAGGAAGAUGGUGAAGCGGAGCGAUGGCAGACAAUCUGGAGGAUCUGCUGGUCGUUCUCUUCGAGAAAUGUGACACGCGGGGGAGCGGGUUCAUCGGGAGGGAGGAGUUGGAGGAUGUGUGCGGGACGUUCGGGAUCUGCGGGGAGGAUGUGCAGGUGAUCUUCGAGGAUCUGGACCGGGACGGGGACGGGCGGGUCUCGUUCGAGGACUUCGGCCGGCGGUUCCGGGAGUUCCUGGACCUGCAGCCUCGCGGCUGGACGGGGAACGAGGGAGAGAUCGAGAGGAGCCGCGAGAGGAGGAAGAGCCAGCUUCUCGGACUGGAACAGCAGAUAUUCUCUUCGGCAGGUGGAUGUGGAGGAUUGCAAAGCCAGAUGGAUGUGGAGGAUUGCAAAGCCAGACGGAUGUGGAGGAUUGCUAGGGCAGGUGGAUGGGAGGAUUACAAAGCCAGAUGGAUGUGGAAGAUUGCUAGGGCAGGUGGAUGUGGAGGAUUGCUAGAGCAGGUGGAUGUGGAGGAUUCCUGGGCCGGAUGGAUGUGGAGGUUCGUGGGGGCAGAUGGAUGUGGAGGAUUUCGGGGGAAGACGGACGUGGAAGUUCACGUCGUCCGUUACGCGGAACUCGCCGACGACAUCCGGACCGGUCGACCGGGGACCCCGGACGCCUCCCCGAGGAAGCUGCGGCGGAAGUUCUCGGCGGAGGAGAGCCGCGAUGUGGAGGAGAUCCUGUCCAAGACGCUCGGCGACAUGCAGAGGAUCUCGGACGAGAACCGGAAGCUGGAGGUGCUUUAUAGGAGAGAGCGAGAAGAGCGGGAGCUGGACGUGCAGACCCUCGAGGACGAGCUGGCGAACACCGUCGCGCAGGCGGCCGCCAAGGCCAAGGAGGAGGCCCGCCGGGAGGCGGAGGCCGUGCACCUCACCCUCCGCGACCAGAUGAUCCGCGAACGGGAGCAGCUGCAGGCUUACUUUCAGUUCUUCCAGAAGGCAGACGUGUGGCUCCAAGAGCAGCGGCUAAAGGAGACCCAAGAGGUCCGCCGCAAGGUCGAGGAGACCAGCGACGAGAACCGCCACCUCCAGAUGACCCUGACCGAGACGCAGACCGAGUUGGCCAUGCUCCGCUCCCAGCUCGCGGGGGUGCGCGUGCAGUACGAGGACAAGUCCCGCCAGCUCAGCAGCGAGAGACAGCAGUCGCUCGAGCACGCGCAUCACCUCGAUUGCCUCCGGCGACAGAUCCAGCUCCUCCACCAAGCCAAUAAGAAGCUGCUGGACGCGAACGAGGAGCUGCGGAGCAUGGUCGGCAGCGAGACGUCGAGCGGGAGGGGACGGAGCAGCAGCGAUCUGCCUCAGGCGGUCAACAGCAUCUGGCCGGGCCAUUCCCAGGAGCAAUUCGAGAUGGAGCUGGAGCUGGGGGUCGGGAGGCUCCAGACGGAGGAGGUGGGGGAAUGCCUCAGGGAAAUGCAACACUUGAAGGCGUCCUCGCCGGAUCGGUUCCCUCUUGACAGGUUCAUGGAAGAUCUUGAUAGCGGCCUCUGCUUGAGAGACGUGGAGUCCGACUUCGAUUCCAUCCCCGAGCUGUCGUACAGACUCCCCGACGGAAGCCAAAGCCAGGACAGCCUGACGGACUUGGAGGACCAGCGGUCCGGGGCGGCGGGGAGCGGCGGGGACCAGCGGUCUGGGGCGGCGAGGAGCGGCGGGGACCAGCGGCCCGUCCCGCCUGACCGGACGUUCAAGGUCGUCCUCGCCGGGAACGCGACGGUGGGCAAGUCCAGUUUCAUCACGAGGGCGUGUCGUGGCUUCUUCCCCGAGCACAUCAGUCCGACUCUCGGCGUGGACUUCUUCACGAAGAUGGUCGACCUGGACGGCCGGAACGUGGCGAUUCAGCUGUGGGACACGGCCGGUGAGACGCCUUAUAAUUAG